Molecule: messenger RNA, 529 nt
Organism: Aspergillus ruber CBS 135680
Lineage: Eukaryota; Fungi; Ascomycota; Eurotiomycetes; Eurotiales; Aspergillaceae
Exons: 1
Coding region: 37-426 (129 amino acids)
Source: RefSeq, a predicted model, not a curated record
UGUGCCUGUCCAGGCUCCGAUGUGAUGCCUGCAAGAAUGAGGAUAAAAUGUAUUCCUCUUCUAGGAGGUUUCUCACUUUUUACCUCUGCCACCGCUGAGAUCGCUAUCAAGCCAACUACAUACCAUCCGGAACGCUCUGACGAAAACAUCAAAAUGCGGUUUAGCAAGAUCCUCCAAAUAACAAUCGAAGACCAUGAGCAAGGUACGGCUCAAAAGAUCAUGGAGGCGAUGAAACCGCUGGACGAACCAAGAAAGGCAGUCUUCAAAUCGCACGAGACAAACAUCGUCGACAACCCCGAAGAGCCCAGCCAGCUGGGAAACACAAUCAAAGUACUAGAAUCCCAACAGCAAACACCGACUGACGAGAAGAGUACGCUCCAAGCAGAAACUAGCACUGGUAGUUGCAGGUUUGGCUGCGCUGGGUAAAGCCGAGUCUUGCGAGAAUAGGGAGGCACCGUUAUUUUCUCAUCCCCUGGCUAUCAUAUUUACCAUUCUGUCUGGGCUGUACGUGUUUCUUAUAGAGGUGUCU